Messenger RNA from Agrilus planipennis (emerald ash borer), 687 nucleotides. RefSeq lists its product as uncharacterized. Bases 6 to 647 code for a protein of 213 amino acids. NCBI's taxonomy places the organism in Eukaryota, Metazoa, Arthropoda, Insecta, Coleoptera, Buprestidae. The record is from RefSeq and is a predicted model, not a curated record. The transcript has 5 exons.
UGAGAAUGCAUUUGGUGUGGAAUAUUGGUUUAGUCAGUGUUACUGCAGCAUUUAUAACAGCUUUUGAUAUAGACAUGAGUGUGUUACCCAUGCAAGAAACGCUGACCGUCAAACUUAGUAGUUUAUUUGUAAAGGCAAAACGUUUUUUGGAAGAGAGCGACCCGAUUAUAAAAAAUGACGUACACUUUUCGUCACUAGGAUUUCCUGUCACGAUUGAAUCUGUCAAUAUAUCGGGGUUUUCCACCCUUAAGACGGAAUUCGAAGUUAAUGAAGCAACUGGUAAACUCAAUGGCAGUAUUUUUUUCGGAAGUAUCGACUUAAAUUUAAAAAAUAUGUCAACAAAAGAACAUGGAACAGUUGUCAACUAUUUAAAUUUUAAAUACGAAGGAUUGACUUUGGAAAUUAAAGGCCGUUUUAAUGAAAAAUGUGAAAAAUUUGUCAACCUUCGAGUCAUAAUACAUUCUGGAAAUAUACUGGCGAACAGUGAACUUUACAUCAAGGAUCAACGGCUUGUAAUGCGCGGCGAUUGGGCAAACGAAAUGAAGAAUACAAAUUUGUUCUUGAAAAAACAUAUAAGUAGAAUUAGUAAGCUCGCUGCUAUCUUUAUUAAUGCCAUUUUUUGUUCGCUUUCUCAUUUGUCGGUAUGAUCUUGUAAUUUUAUAGAUCAACAAGAAAUGUACAUUUACA